GAAGAAGCUUUUUGGAUGAGAAGCGAAACGUCUUCAAGGAAAAAAACAAGGUCCGGUUGCCUUUUGAAGGGGGGGAGAAAAAGCACCUUUGGGAUAACCGUGUCCCAAAGCGCUGGGAAACAGGCUGUGCCGCAACCAGGCCGGGAGGGAACCGGCGGAGCAGCGAGCACGGCUUCCCGGGACAGCCACGACCGAGCCCUCUGCGGGAAAGCGCCACGCCGGCCGGACUACCAGUUCCGGCAGCCUCGGCGCCCUCGGCCCCGCCUCCUCCGGCCGCACUUCCGGCGGGGCGGGGCGGGGCGGCAGCGGCUGGCUGGCCUCUCUCUCGCGCUCCUCAUGUCGGCCUCGGCCAUCCCGGCCAGUUCGGGGGAGCUGCUACGGGGCGAGCGCGGCCCCUUCCCGCCGGUCCCGGACCGAGCGGGCGGCGAGGCGGCCGAUGCGCUGGCCGAGGAGCUGGAGGGGGUGGACGGAGAGGCGCAGCCGUGGAGCCUGCAGGAGAAGGCGCUGCACGAAGCCCGGCUGAAGGCCAAGGGGAAGCGGCGGCUGCGGCGGACCUCCUCCCGCGAUUCUCCUCGGGAAGGCCUCCCCGAAAAGGGGGAGCCGGAGCCGGAGCCCAGCAGCCCGAAGGGCAAGAACCACGACCGCAAGUCCCGCAUGGGGAAGGGCCGCGGCCUGCCCAAGAAAGGCGGGGCAGGGGGCAAAGGCGUCUGGGGAGCGCCUGGGCUUGUCUACAGCUACCAGGAGCCGGAUGCCCGGGACCCCAACUACGACGAGGCUGCACAGGGAAAGACGGUCUAUGCCACGGUGGUGCCUGAGCUGGAGGAAGAGGAGCUGGAGAAGACUGUGCAGCCGAUGGUCCUGGAAUAUUUUGAGCACGGAGACACCCUGGAAGUGGUGGAGCUGCUUCGGAAUCUGAACUUGGGGGGACACAAGGCAGCCGUGUCCUCGCUGGCUGUGGUGCUCUCUCUAGAGGGGAAGGCCAGCCAUCGUGAGCUGACUUCCCGCCUGCUCUCAGACUUGGUGGGGAAGGUGCUGAGUGCUGAGGACAUCGCGGCUGCUUUCGACGGAAUGCUGCACGACCUUCCCGACCUCAUUCUUGACACACCUGAGGCGCCGCAGAUGCUGGGUCAGUUCAUUGCCCGGGCUGUGGCCGACCACGCGCUCCCCCUCAACUUCCUCGAGCGCUACAAGGGCCGUGUGGACUGUGAACACGCACGGGCUGCCCUGGAUCGUGCUGCUGUCCUCCUGCGCAUCAAACGAGACGUCAAUCGGCUGGACAAUGUGUGGGGCGUGGGGGGCGGCCAGAGGCCAGUUAAGCAUCUGAUCAAGGAGAUGAACCUCCUGCUGCGUGAAUACCUGCUCUCUGGAGAGGUGUCUGAGGCUGAACGCUGCCUGCGCCAACUUGAGGUUCCCCACUUCCACCAUGAGCUUAUCUAUGAGGCUGUGGUGAUGGUGAUGGAGUCUUCGGGAGAUACGGCCGUUGCCAUGAUGGUGAAGCUGCUGAAAGUGCUGUGGCAGACGGGUCUGGUGACCCUGGAUCAGAUGAACCGGGGCUUCCAGCGGGUCUACAAUGAGCUUGGAGAUAUCAGUCUGGAUGUGCCGCUGGCCCACAGCAUUCUCGAGCGGAUGGUGGAUCUCUGCUUUGAGGAGGGUGUCAUCACCAGGCAGCUGAGAGAGACCUGCCCUGCCCGGGGCCGGAAACGCUUUGUCAGUGAAGGAGACGGCGGCCAAAUCAAGCAAUAACUGGAAGAUUUCAGCACCCCCGCUUGCCCCCGCCCCCAGCAAUGCCUUUAACCCAGCCAGACCUGCCAGUCAACAGAGGAGCCUAGAAACCUUUGCUGAGCACCCACUGUUCCCCUCCCUCCCUGAGCAGCAUGUCCAGUGGGUGGGAGGUCUUUGUGGGGAGUGAGCUAGGGACAUGCACUUCUGCCUGACCGAUGGUGGUGGGGGGCAUGGUUCCCUAGAAGCAGGAGAAAGAGGAAGGCUCAUUCUCCCACAGGGCAUAUCCACCUGUCCACUCCCACAGUGCGGCUGCCACCAGCAGUGCCUCUCAGGAAGCCUCAGGCCAGCUGGAACUGUCGCAGUGGUGGUGGUGGGGCUGUUUGGAUCUGCUGGGCAGCAGGGCUGAGAAGGCAGAGGAGGGGCACUUCCCUCGCAGCCUCUGGCUAGCACAAACCGGUUUGGUUCCUGCCUUGUGCAGGUAGUUCCAAGGCACUGUGGGAAGGACAGCUGACUCCCUGCAGCCAAAGAACCUCCUGUUCCCAGGACCCCUUAAAGCCCCCUUGCCAUCCACAGCGGGGGAAGGGGGGGCCUGGCUGGGUUGAGAACUGAGGAGAGAGCAGCUGAGCACCACAGGGCUGAUUCUGCCUGGGUUAAAGGGGAGCUGCUGCUGCUUGGCACUGCCCACAACUGGCAGAGAGGCUGAACAAAUGGACAUCAGUGUGGGAGGGAAUUGUGCCAAACUGCUUAAUGGUCUUGCAGGCAAAGGUUGUAGGGAUGGGUGAGUCUAAUGGGAAAUUAAAAUAAAUGGUUUACUCAAAAGGG
Molecule: messenger RNA, 2544 nt
Organism: Ahaetulla prasina
Lineage: Eukaryota; Metazoa; Chordata; Lepidosauria; Squamata; Colubridae
Product: programmed cell death protein 4-like
Exons: 11
Coding region: 16-1743 (575 amino acids)
Biological process (GO): negative regulation of DNA-templated transcription
Cellular component (GO): nucleus; cytosol
Source: RefSeq, a predicted model, not a curated record